Molecule: messenger RNA, 2417 nt
Organism: Spodoptera frugiperda (fall armyworm)
Lineage: Eukaryota; Metazoa; Arthropoda; Insecta; Lepidoptera; Noctuidae
Exons: 4
Coding region: 301-1884 (527 amino acids)
Biological process (GO): regulation of synaptic transmission, glutamatergic; G protein-coupled glutamate receptor signaling pathway
Cellular component (GO): membrane
Molecular function (GO): group II metabotropic glutamate receptor activity
Source: RefSeq, a predicted model, not a curated record
GUACAAGCUCUGAGGCAAACGCGAACGUACGAGUAUGUGUUAGCUUCGUACAUUUAUCCGCAAAUAAUAUUUAUGGUGUCAGUAUGUAAUUCGGUGCGCAUGCACUGGUUUAGGUAAUAGCUAUGUGUCACGAUACUUUUUAAAGUGAAAACCAUAUUUACUAGUGUGUGUAAAGGAAGCAGUGACGUGAAAAGAUUUUGAUGGUACAUGAACGAAACUACUGGUGAUAAUAUGAGGAAAGAGGACAACCGCGGAUGAGUCUGCAGCGAGACUCGGGCAGCUGAGGGCCUGGGCGGCCUGAUGGCGAGAAGAGCGCUGCGCACGCUGCUUGUCACCGCGGCGCUGGCGGCGCUCGCGGGAGCGCACGCCGCGCGCUUCGGAGACCGUCUCGCGCCGCGCGUGCCUGCUGCGUACUCACCGCGCAACGCGCCCUCCGCACAACACUAUGUCGAGAAUGAAUACGACGAUGUCUACGAGCAAGACUACGAGGAACAGAACCUUUCCGUCGAGGAAGAGGAGCCGCCGGAGCCGGAAUCGGAUACUCCGCUGCGCCGCCCCGCGCGUACUGAAGCUCACCGCCUGGAAAUGAGCACUGAGUACUUUGUUAUACCAGAACGUCUUUCAUCGCCAACGCCACCUUCAACAUCAACAACUUCUGCUCCUGAACCACAGCCGAACGUGUCCGUCGUACUGUCGCCGACGCCUCAUAUCUUAAGUGCUCUUAGACCAGAGUCUUGGGCUGUGCCAAUAUUAGCCCUCGCCUGCGUCAGCAUGGUGACUCUCGGCGGGUUUGAGGCCUUUGUGAUAUGGGGAGCGAGUCGCAAGGCGCCAAGCCAUCGCCACCUGUUACUAGGACAGACUUUGCUGUUCGGGCUGUUCUCGUGCGCUGCUACGGCGGCACUCUUUGCAACUACGCCGACUGCGUUCACGUGCGGUGCUGUUCGAUUUGGAACAGGUGUAGCCUAUGUAAUAGUAUUCGCUUCACUGUUAGUAAAAUGUGUGUUUUUGCUUAGUUUGAACGGUGGAGUGUAUUUACCAGCGGCGUAUCAAGGACUUCUAUUAUUUUUCGCUGUAAUGAUCCAAGUAGCCAUCGGAGCCCAGUGGCUCGGUGGCUCUCCUCCGCGAGUGAUAAGUGGUGGCGGCCGAUGUGACGUGCACAUGUCAGACAUGCUGCUCUCGCUGUGUUACGCGGCGUUCUUGAUCGCAGUAGUGUGUGGGGUGGCGCUGCGCUCGCGCGGUAUUCGCGAUAAUUACCGGGAGGCGACGCACAUCGCGGGUGCGGGGGGUGCCACCGCUGCAGUCUGGGUGUGCUGGGUGGCAGCGGCACUGGGAGCACCCGAGCGACACCGCGACGCUUGCGUGGCUGCAGGACUGCUGGCGACAUGUGCAGUUGUGUUUGCCCUUAUGUUUGCGCCGAAAGGUCGGCGUUUAGCAGCGUUGGGCCGCGAAGGCAGAUGGGACGCAGACCGCGACGAGGGCCUCAGCUCCCUGGGAGCUGGUGGUUCUGGCUACUCACCCUCCUUCUUCCACUUCAAGCCGGUGAAGUACGGCAUGGUGUCGGCGGCGGCGCCGGCGCCCGGGCCGCCCCCUGUGUUGGACCGUAAAGAGCCGCCCGCUCAGCCAGCCGAUCCGUACGGAGGCCUGUUCGCGAACUCGUCGCACCCGCACUCACGCGUCCUGUACUCUCCGCCGCACUACACCAUGCACCCUCUAAUGCUAAACUAUCACUACAAUUACCCGCCCUAUCCUUACUUGCUGCCGCCAGGCGUGAUGGUGCGUCCGGAGGAGGGCAACGUGUACACGAGCGUGGAGCCCACCUUCAGCAGCAACCCCAACGUGUACUUCCAGCGCACGGAGCCGUUGCACGUCGGCAUGAUGUACUGAGCCACUGACAAACCACAAGUUCCGAAGCGAACACUGGGAUUUGCAGCGCGACGCCAUUGUCACUUGCCACCCGGCAAUCUGUGACACGAUUUGUGUGAAGAUUGUUGCUGCUGUUGCAUUAAGUAUUUCUACAGGCAUUUCUAUUAGCUUGACAAAAUUAUGUUAUUAUAUAAUAAAUAAGCAAUUAAAAUACUCAAAAGUCAUACUAACACCAUCAGUACAUAAAAAACUAGAUUCAAAUCUAUGAGAAGGAAUUAUUUUCUAGUCAAUCGGAAGUACAUUUGUAAUGAGCUAUGAAAUAAAAAUGUAAAUAUUUCAUGCAGCAGUAGUAACCACAUACUGUUUAAAUGUGACAUUUAAGGAUUGUGUGAAACAAAAGCUGUUUGUGAUUUUAAACUCUAUUACCCACCCUGAACAAUAUGAAGAACAGCUGUUAGAAUAAAAUUAGAUAUAUACUACUAAGUGUAGAGAAAACCAUAUAAUUGUAAGUUUCUCUUAUGAAAAUUGUAAAUAAAACUAAAGACUGUUUUAAA